UUAAUUUUUGUUUUGUUUUGCUGUUUGUUUGGUCCUUUCGUGGUACUGAGAAGAAACCUAGAACCUAGCACAUGCUAGGCAAUACUCUACUACUGAUCUACCUCCCUAGCUUGGAUGAACUCUCUGUGAAGUACUGGUGCCCAGUGUGUGAAAUAGUACCAUUAAGUGUUUAAGAAGAAAAGAGUGAGUAUCUCUGUUCCUCCAAAUUUGCCAAACAGGAAGAAUCUGCCAGCAGAAUGUUUUUGGAGUCCCUUGAACAAAGGGUUCCAAGGGACAGCACUGUCACACGGGAGACCCUCCGGUGCGGAGGGCCCAUGUGCUGAGUCUCAGGCUGUGAUGUGGUGGUUUCAAUUCUCUCCUAUUUCCCGUAGGAUCAUGGCACAUCAACUUGACCUUCUCAUAGGUGUGAUCCUCAUGGCCAGUCCUGUGUUGGAAAUGUCUCCCUGUUCCUCUGACGGCCGGAUAGCCUUAUUCCGAGGCUGUAACCUUACCCAGAUCCCCUGGGUCCUCAAUACCACCGAGAGGCUCCUUCUCAGCUUCAACUCUAUCAGUGUGGUGGUUGCCACAUCAUUUCCGCUCCUUGAGCAGCUCCUUCUGCUGGAACUGGGGACCCAGUAUGCUGACUUGACCAUUGGCCAGGAGGCCUUCAGAAACCUGCCCAAUCUUAGGAUCUUGGACCUGGGGCUAAGCCGGAUUGAAGUCUUGAGUGUGGAUGCUUUUCAGGGACUGCCCCACCUCUUGGAACUCCGGCUGUUUUCUUGUGGGCUCUCCGAUGCUGUGUUAAGGGAUGGUUACUUCAGAAAUCUAAAUUCGUUAGCUCGCUUAGACCUGUCUAGCAACCAGAUCCACAGCCUUCGCCUCCAUUCUUCAUUUCAGGAACUGAAUUCCUUAAUCGACAUAGAUUUUUCUUUCAACCAAAUACUCACUUUAUGUGAAGAUGAACUCAAGCCUCUGCAGGGCAAAACACUGUCUUUCUUUGGCCUCAAAUCAACUAGCCUCUUUAGCAGAGUCUCUGUGGUCUGGGAGACAUGCAGGAACCCUUUCAGAGGUGUGAACCUAGAAACUCUAGAUCUUUCUGAAAAUGGCUGGACAGUGGCCAUCACCAGGAACUUCAGCAACAGCAUCCAGGGAAGCCAGAUUUCCUCUUUGAUUCUUAAACACCACAUCAUGGGUUCUGACUUUGGCUUCCAAAACAUCAAAGAUCCUGACCAGAGCACAUUUGCCAGCCUGGCCAGGAGCUCAGUGCUACAGCUGGACCUGUCACAUGGAUUUAUCUUUUCCCUGAAUCCCCGACUGUUUGAGACACUGAAGGAUUUGAAGAUUCUGAAUCUUGCCUCCAACAAGAUAAACAAGAUCGGAGAUAAUGCAUUUUAUGGCCUUGACAGCCUCCAGAUCCUCAAUCUAUCCUAUAAUCUUUUGGGAGAACUCUAUAAUUCCAACUUCUAUGGGCUUCCUAGAGUAACCUACCUUGACCUUCAAGGGAACCACAUUGGGAUCAUUCAGGACCAAACAUUCAGAUUAUUAAAUACAUUACAAACCUUAGAUCUCCGUGACAAUGCUCUUAAAACCAUUGGUUUUAUUCCAAGCAUACAGAUGGUCCUCCUGGGUGGGAAUAAGCUGGCCUAUUUGCCACACAUCCGCUUUACAGUCAACUUCAUAGAGUUAUCUGGAAACAGGCUAGAAGAUCUGUUUGACCUCUACUUCCUCCUGCAGGUCCCUCAGCUCCAGUUUCUCAUCCUAAAUCAGAAUCGCCUUUCAUCUUGCAAGGCCGUCCACGCCACUUCAGAGAACCCAAGCUUAGAGCAGCUUUUCCUUGCAGAGAAUAUGCUACAGCUUGCCUGGGAGACCGGCCUCUGCUGGGAUAUUUUUAAAGGCCUUUCCCGCCUCCAGAUCCUCUACCUGAAUAAUAACUACCUUAAUUUCCUUCCACCUGGAAUAUUUAAGGACCUGGUUGCGUUACGGGUGCUCAGUCUCAGUGCUAACAAGCUGACCGCGCUCUCUCCGGGCAGUUUACCUGCUAACUUAGAGAAUCUCGAUAUAUCUAGAAAUCAGCUUUUCUCUCCUGAUCCCGGUCUGUUUUCUUCGCUUCAUGUCUUGGACAUAACUCAUAACGAGUUCGUCUGCGACUGUGAGCUUAGCACUUUUAUCCUCUGGCUCAACCAAACCAAUGUCACCCUGUUGGGCUCUCCUGCAGACGUGUAUUGCAUGUACCCUAACUCGCUGCUAGGGGGCUCCCUCUACAAUAUAUCCACCCAGGACUGCGAUGAAGAGGAAGCCAUGACAUCCCUAAAGUUUUCCCUUUUCAUCCUGUGCACAGUCACUUUGACUCUGUCCCUCAUCGUCACCCUCAUAGUCAUAAAGUUGCGAGGGGUCUGUUUCCUGUGUUAUAAGACCAUCCGGAAGCUGGUGUUCAAGGACAAGGUCCAGAAUUUGGAAUCUGGUGCAUCCAGAUAUGAUGCCUACUUCUGCUUCAGUAGCAAAGACUUUGAAUGGGCACAGAAUGCUUUGCUCAAACACCUGGACGUUCACUACAGUUCCCGAAACAGGCUUAGGCUGUGCUUUGAAGAAAGAGAUUUCAUUCCAGGGGAAAACCAUAUCUCCAACAUCCAGGCGGCCGUCUGGGGCAGCAGAAAGACAGUGUGCCUAGUGAGCAGACACUUCCUUAAGGAUGGCUGGUGCCUGGAAGCCUUCAGGUAUGCCCGGAACCGGGGUCUGUCUGACCUCAAGAGUGUUCUCAUCGUGGUGGUGGUGGGAUCGCUGUCCCAGUAUCAGCUGAUGAGACAUGAGACCAUCAGAGGGUUUCUGCAAAAGCAGCAGUACCUGAGGUGGCCUGAAGACCUCCAGGAUGUGGGCUGGUUCCUCGAUAAGCUCUCUGGGUGCAUACUAAAGGAAGAAAAAGGAAAGAAGAGAAGCAGUUCCAUUCUGUUGCGAAGCAUACGGACAGUUUCCUAGCGGGUGGAGCUCUGUGCAAGCACUGUAAUUAACUCCACACUGUGUGUAUGGCCGUUGGGGGUCCUUCCCGGGGUAAGGGCCUCUUUUUUGACUACAAAAACAGCAUCAAUCUCUUGAUUUUCGUGUCAACAGGGUGCUUUGUCUCGAUGACCUCCAAAUGCGGAAGUAGCAGGUCCAAGAACAGCAGCUGCCUCUAAGGGCUCCCACCUGCCAUUGAUUUCCUAUCAGGCCCAAUAACUGUUUCCUUCCAUCCUGUUGGGGACUGCCCACAAUCCAGACGGUGAGGGCACCUUGAGAGGACACCUUGAGAGAAGUUACAGGUGGCUUCAUGCUUUUAAAAGCAGACAGCUUGAGG
Messenger RNA from Apodemus sylvaticus (European woodmouse), 3307 nucleotides. RefSeq names its product toll like receptor 5 (gene Tlr5). The transcript has a single exon. Bases 337 to 2952 code for a protein of 871 amino acids. Gene Ontology annotation, molecular function: protein binding; transmembrane signaling receptor activity. The record is from RefSeq and is a predicted model, not a curated record. NCBI's taxonomy places the organism in Eukaryota, Metazoa, Chordata, Mammalia, Rodentia, Muridae. Gene Ontology annotation, cellular component: membrane. Gene Ontology annotation, biological process: toll-like receptor signaling pathway; inflammatory response; immune response.